AUGUGCCCUUUCAACGCCCAACUCAAUUCUCGGAUCAAGAAAACCAACCAAGAUGAUUUCAAGAAGAAGCACAAUAGGAUGAAGUCUCAUAAUCAAGAGAAAAGAAGUCAGAGGAUUGAAUCUCCCGACGUUACAAUAACAUUUUCCAACCUCCAUUCAUCAGUACCCACUGACGAUUUCCGUGAACAUUUCUCCGAUUUCAAACUACGAAGUAUCACUCUUGAUAUGACUCCAGAAGGCGUUCCAAUUGGUACUGGAUCUAUUCAACUUCCAAAACAACAAGCUCUCCGUCUCAUCAUGAAAUUCUCUAAUCUCACAUUCCACGGACAAACUGUGCAUUUUAAACUGAUUGAUAAGUCAACGAUGAAUCGAAAAGUGACAUUUACGGAAAUGGAAGAGACUGAAAUGAUGGAGAAAAGGUCUCGAGAAUCCACACCGAUUAAGGCCAGUCCAUUAAGAGAGCAGAAACGACAACAGUUUGUCAGGAAGCUAGCGGCGAAGGAUUUGAGUCAGGAAGUGCUUUCGGCGACUUUGUCUAAUUUGAGUAUUUAA
Messenger RNA from Caenorhabditis briggsae, 552 nucleotides. Lineage: Eukaryota; Metazoa; Nematoda; Chromadorea; Rhabditida; Rhabditidae. Gene Ontology annotation, molecular function: mRNA binding. Gene Ontology annotation, cellular component: nucleus. The transcript has 2 exons. Bases 1 to 552 code for a protein of 183 amino acids. Gene Ontology annotation, biological process: mRNA export from nucleus. The record is from RefSeq and is a predicted model, not a curated record.